Messenger RNA from Hydractinia symbiolongicarpus, 2018 nucleotides. RefSeq names its product 28S ribosomal protein S29, mitochondrial-like. Gene Ontology annotation, cellular component: mitochondrial small ribosomal subunit; mitochondrial ribosome. Gene Ontology annotation, biological process: apoptotic process. The transcript is spliced from 14 exons. Gene Ontology annotation, molecular function: structural constituent of ribosome. Lineage: Eukaryota; Metazoa; Cnidaria; Hydrozoa; Anthoathecata; Hydractiniidae. The coding region runs from base 287 to 1441 and encodes 384 amino acids. The record is from RefSeq and is a predicted model, not a curated record.
CUUUUUAAACCACAGUUUUAUGUCCAUUAAAUUGUUUUGUAGAGACUAAAAUCAGGAAAAGUUAUGGAGUGUUUAAAAACACAAGCCAUCUUUUUACUAAUUUAUUUUGAUUUGUAAGGAGAUUGUUUUUAUGACAACUACACAUUAUCUAGAAGAGUUUAGAAGCAAAAGAACUGUGUUGAAUAUAUUCAUUAUCCUUUUUUUACAAUCAUAUAUUUUAGCUGAUAAGAUCACACAAAUACUUUCAAAUUUCAUAUAUCUGCAACUCUAAAAGAAUUUAAAAAGGAUGCAUUGUACUAAAUGUCUAAACCGAAAUGCAACACAAUUACAUAAAACAUUUCAAAAACAGUUGCGCUCAUGGAAGCGAUGCUUGAAUGCUUCAACUGAAAUUACUGAAAAAGCACCCAAUGAAAUACCAUAUCAUAUUUGUAAAAACGACCCUACUCAACACACAAUGGAAGACUACUCCAAGUUAUAUAUCAUACCGAAUAAUGAAGUACAAGGCAGAUUACAACAUGCUGUCCCAUUACAAUUUAAAGAAUUUUCCGACAUAGUUCGAGAAAGUGGUAUAAUUCUCCGUAAACCGUCGCUUAGUAUUUUAAAAAUAUUUCAAGAAUCGAAAUUACACCCUCCACCAAAGAUUUUGCUCUAUGGUCCUGUAGGUAGUGGGAAGAGCUUGUCUCUCCUCCACAUCAUUCAAUAUUGUUUACUCAAAGACUGGGUUGUACUGCAUGUACCAAAUGGUUUUCACUUUAUCGAUCGUCAAGGUAGAACGCCUAUCCAAGAAUCACAAUGGAGGACUGCACGUGUGGAUCAACCGGAAGAAGCAAUGUUGUGGUUAAAUCAAUUUCGAAACAUGAACCCAAAAUUUCUGGAAGAGACUAAAACAACUCAAGUGUAUAAAUGGGGAAAAAGAGAAAGUACAGACAAAGACCAGCCAUUGUUACACGUUGUAGAACAGGGCGUUGGCCGAAGCAUGUUCUCCACUGAUGCUGUUGGUGUUAUAUUAAAAGAAAUUCAGCAGAAUACAAGUCUUAAAGUGUUGUAUGCGGUUGAUGGCUUUAAUAGUUUCUUCGGAAAGACAUCACACAAAUUAAAUGGAAGAUUGGUGAAUCUGGAAGAACUAUCUUUGAUUCGCCAUUUCACGAAACUGUUAAAACCGGAAUAUUCUCUUCCAAACGGAGCAUAUGUUAUGGCAAUGUCCCAAUCCUCGCAUUAUUUAGUCAAAAAGGCUGGAUACGAAGUUAACGAGAUAUUGCCAGAUGAAGUAUUGCAUGGUUUGGGUGAUUACACAGCAGUUGAAGUCCCAUAUUACAACGAUCAAGAAUAUGAAACGAUGAUGAAGUAUUACCGUGAAAAAAGAUGGAUGACAAAAGUUUGUUCCACAAUUCGAAAAUCACAGGGAGUGCAACGUUCCUCGCCGAUCCUACACAUCUGCUAAAGCAUAACUCUUGCAGCUUUUCGGCUUCGAAGAAUUUGACAAGAGAUGCUGUUUCGUCAUUUCGAAAUAUGGCCAAUAAACUGCCAUUUUCUAAGUAUUUAUAAACAGGAUUGUAGAAAUUUUUGUGUUCACAUCACGUGAACAGCUUUGGACAUUUCCAUUAAAUAGCUGUUUAAGAAAGCGCGUAAAAGAUUUGAUUGCGCGACGAGCAGACUGCUUUUAGCGAAUUUCUUGCUAAAAAGAAUAAUAGCAGCCCCGAACCGCGCGUUAAAAAGCUUCCAAAAUUUUCGAGAAUUUCAAACUACAUUAGUUUUACCUUAAUCGCAGCCAAAAUGAAACUCAUGGCAAAAUUCUCCUUUCCCCACUUCAAUGUUUUCUCGGGAUACCCGAAAUAUACCCGCUUGGUUGAAAUAAUUUACACAGUAUAAAGCAACAUUGCAAGGGGAGCCUAUCUAAUUCACAUCCGGGCCGACAUGUGAACAGAGUAUUCAGGUAAAUAAAAUCACGCUUGUUUUGCCGACACGAAUCAAUUUAAAGUAGUAAGGCUGCAAGAGGAAAAACGGACCAAAUCAGCAAU